AGGACGGCGCGAAGGACAAGGCCAGAGUAGUAUAUGUGUUCGGACGUCACCGGCUCGAAAUAAAGUGGUGGCGUGACGCCUCGGCGGGCGGGGCUCUGCCGGCUCUGCCUGGGCCCGGGGCCCCGUUGGGGGUCCUGCCAGACGGGGACCUUCUGCGCGCGGCGUCCUGCCCCGCCUGAUCCGACUACUGCCGGUCGAUAUGCAAUGCCGUGAUGCGCACUUUACUUUGCCUGGUGCUGGUGGUUCGGUGAACGUUAAAGCGGUUUGUUGCUCUGGCGGCCCGCGGAGGGCCCCGCGGCGAGGCGUGGCGGCGGGUGGCGGCUGACAAGUUCAAGGUCGCGGGCUGUACGCGUGGGGAGCGCGGCGCGGCGCGCGGCUGUGUGGGCGUGGAGGAGUGGGGGGGCCGGGCCCCCCACCGCGGCCUUGCGCCGAGCGCGGACCCGAGCGGGAGCCGAGCGUAGCCGAGCGCGAGCCGAACGGGCCCCGCGCGCGUCGUCUGCUAGCGCGGGAGCGAGAGAGAGCGAUGAUCGGGCGGGCGGGAGCGGCGCGGGCGCGGGCCGGCCGAGCACGCUGGGCCGGCAGUCUCAGGCAGGGAAUGCAGCGAGGAGGUCGCAGCGGACGCCUCGCUUCAGCCCGCCCCCGCCCACACUGCGCCGCAGUCGUUCGCGUCCGUAGUCCGCAGUGACAGCGCGCCGGUGGCUAUGCCGCACCAGUCCGAACCGCUGUCCCUACAUCGCCUGCGGAAGAGCGAGUUCCUCUUGGAUACCAAACGGGAUUUAUACCACUGCACCUGCAAAAGGACGACACACCACCAACGCCUCUUUGGAUUACCCUCGUCGUCACCGGCAUCAGUGUGUGAUGACCAGUGAAAGUGCAUCAGUGUGUGUGUGCGUCUGUGCCUCAUCAAGUGCCAUAUCGGAUUACGUCUAGUGAAUUUACUACUGCAAAGAAACUACUGUACAUAAUAGUUAGUGAAAGUGAGUGCAUCUGUGAUAUACCAAACGGAUUACCAACCCACCUUGGAAUACAAUGGGUGACGAGUUACCAAUCCUCAAGGGCAUCCUCAACGGGGUCGUCAACUACCACAAUGCAC
Molecule: messenger RNA, 1093 nt
Organism: Frankliniella occidentalis (western flower thrips)
Lineage: Eukaryota; Metazoa; Arthropoda; Insecta; Thysanoptera; Thripidae
Product: nuclear hormone receptor E75-like
Source: RefSeq, a predicted model, not a curated record